Molecule: messenger RNA, 3560 nt
Organism: Microcebus murinus (gray mouse lemur)
Lineage: Eukaryota; Metazoa; Chordata; Mammalia; Primates; Cheirogaleidae
Source: RefSeq, a predicted model, not a curated record
ACCCCAUUAAAGCACUGUCAGAAGAACUCCAGUUGCCGCGUCUUCCUUGCUGGCGAGGCGGGCGCGACAGGCUAUGAGAAUCAUAUAUGGAAGGCUAUAGAUGAGACUGAUAAGGAAGAGAGUAGAGAAAGAGAAGUAGAGAGUUAUCGGGGGUUCAUGAUGCCCCCGAUAUGACUGCGUCCCCAGGCAGAUAUGACCGGGUCUCCAGGCAGCGUGCAUUGCAAGAGAUGGAAGAGACAAAGACACAGACAUACAAAGUAAGGUGAAAGGGGGUGGCUAAGUCAGGGGACUACCAGCAUUCCUGUGAGCCAGGUGGUACUGACUGAAGUCUAGCGCCCAUUUUUAUUCUCUCUUUCAUGCUAUAGAUCACAGUGAUUUCAUGUAAAAAGACAUGGGUUACAAUGUGUAGAAGUUUCAAGGCUCCCCUAAAAGUCACAAGAUGCCUUAGCUAAUUACUCUUUUAUCUAUAGAAGCAGGAACACAUAGCUCAUUAAUAAGAACAAUUACACCUUAAGGUAUGUAUAGGUACCUCUGAACUCAGCAUCUGUGGCCCAUUCGAUUGAGGAACACAGAGAUUUAGUACUUCUUACUGGGAGGUUAGCUUCCCAUUAACUGAAGCAUUCUACUGAAAAAGAGGAGGGAAGGAACUCAGUUUGAGGUUUUUUAAGAAUUGGAGCCUGACAUUCCUUCUCCCGGGCUGACAUUUUGCAAUCUUCCUUUAUAGCUGUGUGUAGGUUUCAUGUCAAGCCACUCCAUGGCUUUUUAGGCAUGAGACCCCUCAGGCUUUAAGGUGGAGGUCUGCUUUGAUAUAUUCCCAGGUCGCUGGAAUGUCCCCCAACUAGGCAGUUAACUUCUGCCUUUAUCCCCGGCUCCUGCUCAGGCAGCAUUCCUUCUCCUAUCCUCCCAUGGCCUCAGAAAUGGGUCUCUAAGCCCCAGUGGUCUUAUUCCCAUCAGAGAGUAGACUGUAAAUCUCAGAAAAGUACAUGUCCUUAGAUGCCAAAAAGCAAAUUAUUCCAUUGUUCCAGCAGAAGUUGGCAGCACCUAUUUCUCAGUAGACACAGGGACCAGGAUCCUUUGUUCUCCAUGCAUUUUACAUUUGUUACUAAAUCAUAAUCUUUAGAUUCCAUCAGUAAAGCCAUUACUUGCUUUUUAAGUUGACUACAGAGUGAAUAGAAAAGUCCUAGAUGCUUGCCAGAGGGAAAAUCAAUCCAUUGAUUAGUAGGCAAACAAGCUAGUAUAAAGGUAGGAAAGCCCACAUAUCAAGAGACAAAAAGUGCAGGGAGAUCAGGGUGUAAGAAAGAGACUCAACCUCCCUCUGUGUGCCCUAACCCUUGGCUCUGCCACUGUGUCCAGUGUGUCGGUGGGCAGUAGAAAAUCAGCACCAUGAAGAUCCUGGUCUUGGUCUUAGCUUGUCUACAUCUCUCAGAAGGUGUGGAAAGGUAUGUUUUGGGUUUUGGCUUCAUUGUGAAUUCUAGCCUCCAGAGAGCAUGACAAGCUAGGGAAGAGCAAAGGCCUUCCUCUGCAGGCCUCCUGGGGAUCCAGUCUGGUUGUCUUUUGGCACUAUGAACUGAACACCCGCUGGGAGCCAAGGCUUGAAAUGGAUGGGGAUUGUGUGUGUGUGUGUGUGUGUGUGUGUAAGGGUGGGUGUUUUGUUGGUAAAGGAGGAAGGAAGCACAAUCCCUGUGCCAAGCUUAUAGGAAGGACUUGGAAGAAACAGACAUUUAUCCUCUGAAAACAAAAUAUAAGCACAAAAUCUUGAAAAUAUGGUAUAGGGCAUUUCCAUGCUGGGAAUGCUGGAGUGAAUUCAGUGGUUAGAGGUUGCUAAAAUCUGGGAGAAUUCCCUCUAAGAGGCUCUACUUGAGUACUGAAGAGAUUUGAAUAGUGCAGUUCAGAUCAUUGAAGGAAUUGCUUUAAUGGGGCCAAGGGGAAGCCUAUUCCUUUUGUUUUCUCUAUUCUCUGAAGAAUCAUUCUGAGGAAAAGCAAGUCUAUCUACCGGAUGAUGGAGGAGCAGGGUGUACUGGAGCAGUUCCUAAGGAACCACACAAAGGUUGAUCCAGCUGCCAAGUAUCAUUUCAAUAAUUAUGCUGUUGUUUAUGAGCCCAUCACCAACUACAUGCAUGAUUUCUACUUUGGAGAUAUCAGCAUUGGGACACCACCUCAAAAUUUCAUAGUCCUCUUUGACACGGGCUCCUCCAACCUUUGGGUGCCCUCCAUCUACUGCACCAGCGAUGCCUGCUACAGGCACAUGAUGUUCGACCCCACCAAGUCCUCUACCUUCAAAGUGGGUAAGGAGAUGUUUACCUUGCGCUAUGGGACUGGCAGCCUGAGAGUGGCCGUGGGAUAUGACACCGUGGCUAUUCAGGACAUCACUGUCAAUGGCCAGGCGUUCGGCCUGAGUUUGUAUGAGCCCACCAUCCCCUUCUACUAUAUGAAGUUUGAUGGGAUCCUGGGAAUGGGCUACCCAGCCAUUGCGGUGGGGAGUUCCCCAACAAUCCUGCAGGAGAUGAUACAGCAGGGCCAGCUCACUGAGCCCAUUUUCAGCUUCUACUUCUCUCGCACACCAACCCAUCAGUACGGUGGAGAGCUCAUCCUGGGAGGUGUGGACUCCAAAUUUUAUUCUGGCCAGAUUGUCUGGACCCCUGUCAUCCAGAAAACGUUCUGGCAGAUUGCCAUCCAGGUAUUUUCCAUGGGCAAUGAGACUGCUGGCUGGGGCACCCACGGCUGCGAGGCCAUCGUGGAUACCGGCACCUACCUGUUGACUGUUCCCAUGCAGUUCAUAGGCUUCAUCGUGCAGUUAACAGGAGCCCAGCAGAUUCAUACCGGUGACUUUAUUGUCGACUGCAACAAUGUGCAGAGCAUGCCCCCCAUGGUCUUCGUCAUCAGCGGGGUCAGAUUCCCUCUGCCUUCCUCCGCCUAUGUCCUCAAUAAAAAUGGUUCCUGCAGCCUCGGGAUUCAGGGCACCUACCUGCCUUCCCUCAAUGGGAAGCCCUUGUGGAUUCUGGGAAAUGUCUUCUUCAAGGAAUAUUACUCUGUCUAUGACAUUGCUAACGACAGGGUGGGCUUUGCCUUCUCUGUCUAGGCUAGCCAGAGACAGCUGUCUUCACCCUUCUCUGCAGGACUCUGAGAUUACUCUGUUGUUUCUGUGGGCCGAUGGCAGCAUUUUUCACAAUCCUGACUCCUUCUGCUCACUGGAGUCUCACUUUCUGCAACUAAUAAAUCAGGAAACUCCAAAUGUCUGUGUUGUUCAUUCCACAGUGUCUUUUCUGAUGUGUUCUGCUUUUAGAAUAGUAGUUUAUUCUAAGUCCAAAAUUAGCAACAGUUAUUACAGGGGAUCAAUUAAUUGAUCAAUGGGAGAGAAAAGAGGGAGGAAGGUCUCUGAGUAUGAAACUGCAGCAUGUAUGUAAAGGACACGGUAUCUCCAUGGGGGCUCUGGUUGGAGGUUUUCACCCCUCCUAGUACUCUCUUCCAACUUUGUCUUUUUUCUCCAUCCUUAGAAAAGAACAUGAACCAGAGCAAUUACUGAUUCAAGAAGAAUAUAAAAGGGGAAAGAAAACCUUCCA